AUGGAGGAGGAGCUGAAGUGCCCCGUGUGCGGCUCCCUCUUUCGGGAGCCCAUCAUCUUGCCCUGUUCCCACAAUGUCUGCCUGCCUUGCGCUCGUACCAUAGCGGUGCAGACCCCGGAUGGUGAGCAGCACCUGCCUCAGCCGCUCCUGCACUCCCGGGGCUCGGGGCCGCCCGCGGGUGCCGCCGCCGCGCCCCCUCUGGACCAUGAUGGGGCGGCUGGCCCGGCCUGCAGCGGCGGGGGCGCGAGCACAGCUGGCGGCCUGGGCGGCGGUGCGGGAGGUGGUGGAGACCACGCGGACAAGCUGAGCUUAUACAGUGAGACAGACAGCGGUUAUGGCUCCUACACCCCGAGCCUCAAGUCCCCCAACGGAGUUCGCGUGCUGCCCAUGGUGCCCGCGCCGCCCGGCUCCUCGGCUGCUGCGGCCCGGGGUGCCGCCUGCUCUUCGUUGUCCUCGUCCUCCUCAAGCUCCAUCACGUGCCCGCAGUGCCACCGCAGCGCCUCCCUGGACCACCGCGGGCUGCGCGGCUUCCAGCGCAACCGGCUGCUCGAAGCCAUCGUGCAGCGGUACCAGCAGGGCCGCGGGGCUGUGCAGGGGGCGUCCGCAGCUGUGGCAGUGGCCAUCUGCCAGUUGUGCGACCGCACUCCGCCCGAGCCGGCCGCCACGCUCUGCGAGCAGUGCGACGUGCUCUACUGCACUGCCUGCCAGCUCAAGUGCCAUCCAUCCCGAGGACCGUUCGCUAAGCAUCGCCUGGUGCAGCCGCCGCCGCCGCCCGCGCCCGUCGAGGCCUCCUCUGCGUCCCCAGGCGCUGCCCCGGGCGCCUCCAGCGGAGGAGGCAGCUGCAAGAGCCCGGGGGGCUCCGGGGCCGGAGCGGCUGGGGGCAGCGCGGCCCGCAAGUACCCUACGUGCCCUGAGCACGAAAUGGAGAACUACAGCAUGUACUGCGUGACCUGCCGAACCCCGGUGUGCUAUCUGUGCCUGGAGGAGGGCCGGCACGGCAAGCACGAGGUGAAGCCGCUGGGGGCCAUGUGGAAACAGCACAAGGCCCAACUGUCUCAGGCCUUAAAUGGAGUUUCCGAUAAGGCAAAAGAAGCAAAGGAAUUUCUGGUUCAGCUGAAGAACAUUCUGCAGCAGAUCCAGGAAAAUGGACUGGACUAUGAAGCCUGCCUGGUUGCUCAGUGUGAUGCGCUGGUCGACGCUUUGACUCGGCAGAAAGCCAAGCUGCUCACCAAGGUUACUAAAGAGAGGGAGCACAAGUUGAAGAUGGUUUGGGACCAGAUCAAUCACUGCACAUUGAAGCUGCGCCAGUCAACAGGGCUGAUGGAAUACUGCCUGGAGGUGAUCAAGGAGAACGACCCCUCCGGGUUCCUACAGAUCUCGGACGCCCUGAUCAAGCGUGUCCAGGUGUCUCAGGAGCAGUGGGUCAAAGGCGCCCUGGAGCCAAAAGUGUCAGCGGAGUUUGACCUGACGUUGGACAGCGAGCCGCUGCUGCAGGCCAUCCACCAGCUGGACUUCAUUCAGAUGAAAUGUAGGGUGCCGCCCGGCCCCCUGCUGCAGCUAGAGAAGUGCUGCACUCGCAACAACAGUGUCACGCUGGCCUGGAGGAUGCCGCCCUUCACCCACAGCCCCGUGGACGGCUACAUCCUGGAGCUGGACGAUGGCGACGGGGGGCAGUUCCGGGAAGUGUAUGUCGGCAAGGAGACCCUAUGCACCAUUGACGGUCUUCAUUUCAACAGCACCUACAACGCCAGAGUCAAGGCGUUCAACUCCUCUGGCGUCGGGCCCUAUAGUAAAACUGUCGUCCUGCAGACAUCUGAUGUGGCCUGGUUCACAUUUGACCCCAACUCUGGGCACCGGGACAUCAUUUUAUCCAAUGACAACCAGACGGCCACCUGUAGCAGCUAUGACGACCGGGUGGUGCUGGGCACGGCCGCGUUCUCCAAGGGCGUGCACUACUGGGAGCUGCAUGUGGACCGGUACGACAACCACCCAGACCCCGCCUUCGGCGUGGCCAGGGCCAGCGUGGUCAAGGACAUGAUGCUGGGCAAGGACGACAAGGCCUGGGCCAUGUACGUGGACAACAACCGCAGCUGGUUCAUGCACUGCAACUCCCACACCAACAGGACGGAAGGCGGUGUGUGCAAGGGGGCCACUGUCGGCGUGCUGCUGGACCUCAAUAAGCACACUCUGACCUUCUUCAUCAACGGGCAGCAGCAGGGCCCCACAGCCUUCAGCCAUGUGGACGGGGUCUUCAUGCCAGCUCUCAGCCUCAACCGCAACGUGCAGGUCACUCUGCACACAGGAUUGGAGGUGCCAACAAACCUGGGGCGCCCAAAGCUGUCGGGCAACUAGCCUCCCAGCUCCAGUUCUCCAUGGGUGUCUGGGAAAAGCCCCACCAGCCCUCGUGUUCAAA
Diceros bicornis minor is the source of this 2413-nucleotide messenger RNA. It is a transcript of the gene TRIM67, whose product is annotated as tripartite motif containing 67. Gene Ontology annotation, molecular function: protein binding; zinc ion binding. The record is from RefSeq and is a predicted model, not a curated record. The transcript has 10 exons. Bases 1 to 2352 code for a protein of 783 amino acids. NCBI's taxonomy places the organism in Eukaryota, Metazoa, Chordata, Mammalia, Perissodactyla, Rhinocerotidae.